ACACACACACACACACACACACACACACACACACAAUCAAAACUGUAAUUAGCCUGGCAUGGAUUAGCAAUGGGGAGCAUUUUCCACUGUACUAUACUCCCUCACACAGAGUCACACAGACAGACACCGUCCUGCCCUUCUUCUAACAGAAAAAGUUGUAUUUCCGUGUUGCGCCCCAUGAGAUCAAGCAACCUCACAGCUCACCCCUGUAGUUUAGAGAUCAAACAAAUGAUCAUUUCCCUCUAAUUUCGUUGCUUGUUUUUCUCUCUUUGAGCAUCUAAAUAAGCUUGUAGAAUUCUUUAGAAGUCAGCAAAGGCAAUGUUUUUGGCUUUCAUGCAGUCAGCUGGAUAUGUGGUUAGCAUGCAGAGAGAGAUGUGGUACUGCUGACUCACAGCACUGCCGGGUGUGUGUGUGUGUGUGUGCGUGUGCGUGUGUGUGUGUGUGUGUGUGUGUGUGUGUUUGUCUUGGCUCUCUCCAUGAUGUACAUGUCUCUCCGUCAAGCCAAACAAGAGUCCCCAGGAGGCAGACUAGCAUAAUAUAUGUCCUCAUUACUCACUGCAAGGUCAACUCAUUUUACAAUUUCUAUUUAAUCCACAGACUUUUUUAAUCAGUUGUUUGGAUGAUCCCCAUCAUCAUUGGAACUUUGUUGUUUGAUCAAAGGUAGAAACUUAAAGAAUAGAAAACCUAAAUGCAAACGUUGUUUUAACUGUCACGUCUCUAUGUGGUAGAUAUAAAUCUUUCAAGUUUUUUUUCUAUUUGAGGCUUUUUUUGCUGUCUUUUUUCUUGAUUCUGCUGCUUUUACAAUAUGACUUAUAGUGCAAAUAGAUUUACUGAAUUCCCCAUAGCCUUCUUACCCAGCUAGCUAGGCUAAAACUUUCCACCCUCUCUUUCACCAUUCCUCCUAUCACAGAGGUCAGGAUUCCCAACAAGAUAUUAACCCUUAAUUUAGACUUCUGGAUUACAGAUCCUUUAAUCCAACUGUUUCAUUAGCAAUCACAUUAGUAAAAAUGACUGCGUUUAUGUUUAAAAUAGUGAUGCACCGAUACUGAUAUCUAGGGUUGUCACGGUAUGAAAAUUUAACCUCACGGUUAUUGUGACCAAAAUUAUCACGGUUUUCGGUAUUAUCGCGGUAUUUUUUAAACGGUGUUGCAUAUGUUCAGAAAGCAUUGAUAGUCCUGUUCUACACAAACAGAAAUAGUUUUGAAAAGGUUUAACAGUGUUUAUUAAACCUAAAAUAACACAAAGCCUUAGCAAAAGUGCAACUUUUCACAAGUAAAGGAACAAAUAGCUUAUUUUUCUGGAGCAUGUUACAGUAGUCAGUGCAGGUUUAAAUUAUACAAAUCCAAACAUUCGAAACAUAAACAAUAUGUAAACAAAUCAAAGAAACACCACUUGUUUUCUCAUAUACUUGUUUUCUUCAUUAUCAAAAUGAAAAUCUAAAACUCCAGUCCACACUUGACUUGAAGUCAACCUUAAAAAAAUAUGUAUUUAAAAUAAAUAGCCACUUUAAACAAAUUACUAAAAUAACUACUACACUAUGUAAUCAAAUCCAAAUGUUCAAGUAUAAAUGGCAUUGAAUAAGUAAACAAAUCAAUGACAAGGAACUAAUUGUAUAUUUCUCUUCAUCAUCAACAAAUAAGAUGCUUCAUCCAGCAACAGGGUGUCCGUGACACGGUUUAAAUGCUGGCAGAGGACGCUGCGGCUGCAGUCUAUAGUGACUCGUUGCAUUCUCCCUCAACCAAAAGUCCUCGCGUCAUGCAUUUAAGCUAAAAUGCUAAUGUUAACUUACCUUGCACUGGCUGUAGAGACGUGGGUGAUGGUCACGCAGAUGUGCCAUUAGAUUCGAAGAGUUGCUGCCUUUUGCAGACACUUGUUUCCUGCACGUUCUGCAAACGGGAUAGCCGUCUUCUAUUAACUGUCCCUCAGCAUUUUCAGAAAUCCAAAAUAUGCCCAUACUUCCGAUUUAGUCUUCUUUGAGGGCUGAUGGAUGUCCUGGGCGCUGCCGUCUCCUCCUUCGGCCGUUAUUUCAGCUUCAAAGUUUUGUUGCCGUUGCAAAUUAAAAAGUGCGUGUGCGCGCCGCAGGAACUUCAGCUGAAGCGACGGUGGCUGGUAAGGGUCACCGCGCUGAAACCGCGGCCACGGUAAACCCACCGAGAUAAUAUAGUUUUUUAAAAACUGGACGGUUAUUUUUAUUGUCAACUUUUUUACCGGGGUUUACCGCUAUACCGGUUACCGUGACAACCCUACUGAUAUCCGAUACUAAGAUCACUGUUAUGGCCUAUAACCGAUAUUGACAUUAAUGCUUCUAAAAUCAGCAGGUUUCGUAUAGAAUGAAAAUUAUUAAAGCUGAAUUUACAUUAUUAUGUACACACAACGCACACAUUUAGGGUUCUGAGAGGAUUUCAUUCACCGUUCACAUGACUAAACAAUUAAGGUUGGUUUAUGCUUGACGUGUCCGCGAGGUCCGCACGGCUCCACGUGGAAAAGUUGCGUCAUUUUAACAACCACGCCCCUCCACCGCGUCUCCGCACGGCCCAAGAUUUCCGCAACGCGCACCUCGGAAAAUUUCUAACCACGCGGACGGACGGACGCGGAAAAACAUGGCGGACCGGCAAGAACUAGUGUGGCAGAGGUUCAUAAACACAGACAUUUGUAUGAUUCAGCUCUCAGAGAUCACCGUGAUCAACAUGUUGUUAAUAAUUCUUGGAGAGAAAUAGCUCGCACUGUCGGAAAAGACGAGAACGCUGUUAAAAAUGCUGAAAUGCCAUGUUGUAAACAGUAAUUUCUACUUCUACUAUGGUGUAGUGUUGGAUGCAUGCUGUAGAGCUCCAUGCUGCCCCGUUCAGUUUGGGAGAAUAUUGGCUCACGGCAGAGACGAGCCGCACAAACCAUAAACGCUGCGAGUUGUGAAGCGCGUUCCAUCCGCGAGCCGCAUCACCGCGCGGAAAGUGAAUGCGUCAAGCAUAAACCAAGCUUUACACACCACGUCCUCACCCUCUGAAACAGGCAAACAAAUGGAGAUGAGAUAGAAAAAAUAUUGUUUGUUAAUAUCGGCCUGGUUUUAUUUAUCUAACCGAUAGCACUAUGUAAAAAAAACGACUAGCAUCGGCCGAUAGCGAUAUUGAUGCAGAUAUAUUGUCCAUCCCUAGUUUAAAACAAUGCUUGCAGACAAUGAAAGCAGCAUCUUUGUGUUGGAAUAAGUGCUUGAUUGUGGCUCAGGCAUUUCAGCUGCUUUAGUUCAUUUUGGUGAGCGCUAUAUUUGGAUCACCAUUAUUUAAACUGUUCUGUGUUGUUAGAUUUAGUGGUUAAACUUUAAUCCACCUUUUUAGUGAAAAGUAACUUGCAACAGGUAUUUCAGUCCGGUUUAAAUACGUCUUUAUUGAAGAGACCUGUGGGAAAAUCCAGAAGUGCCUGUCUCAGCUGGAGGAGAGAGUGGCAGAACAGGAUUAUUUCCUGAUAUUUGGACAUCUCUCCUUGGAUUGGAUAACAGCAGCACGACUCUACCACUGACUCCGUUUGCUCUGCAACAUUGAUGUCUUUACAAAUAACACACGCCUAGAGGAGCUUCUGCCAUGUGGUGGAGUUGCUAAUGCUAACGUUAGCUUCCGCUAGUCGAGACGUUCUCUGCUGUUUCCUGGAUGCUAAUCCAACAAAAGCCUUCCUCAUCACGAGUCAAGAUGAGUGAAUCUAUGAAUGGUCAGAGACAGUGUGGCGUAGAUCUGUCAGGCUUUUCUAAUCCUAGCAUUUUGCCAUCUAUUUUCUUUCUGAAGCUAACGCAGGAGAAAGGUGUAGAAGACUUUUUUCAUGUUCAGCCUGCAUGAAAAACAAGACUGACUGUAAUCAUAAAUAAUCAUUACAAAAUGCUUUGUCAGUGUACCACACCUUUCAGACACACACUUGCUCACUGUUCCAUGCAGUAUUUCUAACAAAAUAACUAAUCCUGAACUAAUAUGUCGACUAGUGUUUAGCUCAGUAAGAUCAAAUCAUCCCUUACUUGCUGAUAAGCGGUAGCGUAGUUUUGUUAUACUGAAAACCCAGGGCUGAACCCGGUGUUACCUUGUUAAGCCACUAAUCCUGCUAUGUAGUACAGGCCUCGGUUAUGUUUUUUUUUUUACAUAACGCUAAUCUCUAUAAAAACUAGUACUCAUCGUUUUUUACUAAAUCACCAUAUUGGAUAGGUGUACUGUUUAUUUAUUUUGUUAAGCACAUUCUGCUCUUCGUAAACACGGCUUAUGCGAUAAGACCGAAGGACCCUUGAACCAUUCCCAUUUGCCUACAGGUUAUCAGAAGGCACAUGUAUGUGACAAAGAAACUAGUUCUGCAUUCAUUGAAAUGGCAGAAUUCAAAGUGUGAUCAGAUAAAGCCACAGCAAUGGAGUCAUCAUCCUCCCAAGGUCUCGGCUCCCUGCUGGGCUUUACCUUCCUGUUGGUCUGCUCUCCCGUUUUCCUGCUCAGCGUGCUGGUCACGACUCGGUCUCCUGCUGACGUUGAGCAGAUGCCAAAGGCCUGGCUGAUUUCAGAGCGCCUUUGAAUCACUGCCAAUUAUUUGUUUUGUUAUAAAGGAUAGUGGAGUUAUUUGUGGCAGAGGUGCUUACUGCCGUUUGUAACAAAGUCAAGCUACUAAUGAGAGAAACCCAGAGAGUUAAAGGUGUUUUUUGGAAUUCCAUCAUUUUUUGUGUCUGGCAUCUUAAUGCAAGCAGUGAUUGAGUGUUUCAUUAACAAGAAAAGUUCUGGCCAAAGCCCUGAGGCUAAUGUUUAGUAUCUUGGCCACAGGUGCUUCUAGAACUGUUUGUCCAGCUAAUGUAAUUUUUUUUUUUUUUUUUUUUUGCAUAAUUUCUAUGCAAAGAAUAGAGCCAAAUGUAGCUGGAUUGUUAUUGUUUUCCAUGUGGUCAGAAUUGGGUUGAUUUAAUAGUUACAAUGCACAAUGAAAGGAAGGGGACGUUCUCUCAUUGAGAUUAUUUGACACUUUAGCAAUCCUGCCAGCACGAGGUGGAAAUAAGACCGUUCCUCUACCCCUAUUCCUCAUUGAUCUUUUUUGGGAUGUGGAAACUUUGAUCUCCUCCUUUGAGCAGUUCAGUGUUUUGGCAUUUCAUGAAAGCCCAAGAUGGACCAUUGUUAGUUGAUCAGCUUAUUCAGCAGUACAGCAUUUUUAUCUGUUUUUAACAGCACAGCACACCGUGUACACUUUGUGAGCACUUGGGCCAAAUGCUGUUGGAUUAGCCGUUAUGGUUUAUGACUGCCAGUCAUUUACAGAGAAAACAGCUCUCAGCAUCAUGAGUCUUUUGUAGUGUCUACUAAUAGUAUUUGCACAAUUUCUUAGAGUCCCACAGCUAUUUUUGUUGUCAAAAUUGUAUCCAUUACCAACCAGCUUUAAAGGUAGGGUUGACUUUCCUGGAAAAAGCCAUUCAAGCCAGCUACUUUUUGAAAAAAUAUAACUCUAAUUUUCAACCCCCUUUCUUCAGGCCACGCCUCCAGAAUUUAGAAUGCCGGACACAACGGAUACUUUCAAACAACCAUAAAAAUGUAACAUCAUCUAACCUUGUUUGCACAUUUUCUGACGUAAUUUCUAAUGUAACACGCCUACAUAAGAACUACAGAGCCCCUAGGUUGCUAAAAGACUCUUCAUAGCCAGGUGCCAGUCGGUCGGAGUUCUUCUGACUUUGUCUCCACUCUCCACUGAAGGUUUAAGAAAGGUAAAACAUUGGGACCUAUAUCUAAGAUCCAUGAAGGGCUUAAUACACUGGAAAACCCUCUCCAUUACAUCCCCCAAUGCUACUUGGCCAUUAAACAAUUGAGUAUGCUAGCUAAUAUGGCUAACCCGGCUCUGGCUUUGCUUCCUAUUCAACUGCUCCAAGCCGAGAUCCUGUGAUUCAUACACCCAGAGGGGUAAAUGUGGCUAGAUCAACCAUUAAGAGUAGGACGUUCACAAAGAUUGGAUUGUAUAUUUCAGAAGCUAUUAAAAUGAUUUAAUCUUUACUAAACAUUUGAUUUAUUGUUUGCCAUUUAUAUGUGAAGAGAAUUUCAAGCAAAAUGGCAAAAAUGCCCCAGCAAACCAUCCUCUAUCCCACAUUCAAGUGCUCGAGUGUUUAAAUGGUAUUUAGUCUCCUAUCAGAAGACUCUGUGCUAGACGGAGACAUUUAUUUUCUCCAGCUCCUGUUAAGUGUUUGAGGGUACAUCCUCCAAAUGCACUCAUUAAGUUCCACAGAAAUGAUCACAUUAAUUAUUACAAAAAGUUGUGAUUAUUUCUGCAAGAAAAGCAUCUAAUUCAAGCUCAUAAGGUUAUUCUCUGGAAAAUGUCCUCGGGAUUGCUUAUUAUCAUCAAUGACGAAAUGUUUAGCCGAGGUUGGUACCAGAUUCCUCAAAAGGCUUGGAUGCCAUCAGCAUGUGCGUUUACCCCGUAUGUGGGUGUGUACACACACACACACAGCAUUUGCAUCGAAGGCAUUUGUAUGCCCCAGCUUUAGAAGCAUUGGAGGUGGGGAACAGGACAUGGUUUGCAGUCACCUGUGCAUUUGUGUGCUGCGGCUCACCCAGUCUAAUUGGUGGAACCCUGUAUGUGUGUACUUGAGUGUAACGCGCCCACCCCAACACGUCUUGCCCUGCAGCUGCAGCAGAGCUAAUUUUAGCGCAGGAUGUGCGUAUGCCUCAGUUCCCCCAACUUGCCCUGUGAUAGAUGAGAGAGCCACGGUACAGACGUUUUAAACACUCACCUCAACCUCACCAUCAUUUCACGUGUGUUCUGAGAAGUCGUUUUCUACAUUUUUGUCCACGUGUCCCAUUAGCAGCAGUAUAGAUUUUCCCCUUGGAUAUAAUGACUUCAGUUAUCACGUCCUGCUUGCUUUUGACCUUUACUCUUACAGUCUUUUGACCCGGUUUGUGUUUCUCUGAGGUGGAGCGUAACCAGUCUGCUGCUCUGUCUUUUAGCCUCAUUUAGUCCUUAUUCUCUGUGGAAGAUUACCCUAUCGGAUCAUUUUACUGAGCUUUUUUUUUUUAAAACUGUGCUAUUUCAGAGCUAAUCGCCCACGCUGCAGGUGACCCUCAGAGAGAGACAGAUGUGUAACUCGGUGAAAAAACAUUUGCAUCUCCCUGUGGAGAUUUGACUUCUGGGAAGCUGAGACAUCCAGAAGGAGGUCUCUGGGGAAGAUGCUGGGUUCAGAGCGCGGUGUUGUUGAAGAAUGGCUCUCCGAAUUCAAGUCCUUACCAGAAACCCACAUCCCCAGCUACGCCGGCAGCCUUCAUCUGAAGAAGUCCCUGGUUCCAGCGCUCUACAGAGUCAUCCAGGAUCCCGGCAACGAGCUGCUGGAGCCGGUGUGCCACCAGCUGUUCGAGCUUUACCGGAGCUCAGAAGAUCGUCUGCGACGUUUCACGCUGCAGUUCCUGCCUGAACUCGUGUGGGUUUAUCUGCGCAUCACUGCCAGCAGGGAUCGACAGAGCAAUGGCUGCAUCGAGGCCCUCCUGUUGGGCAUCUAUAACCUGGAAAUUGUUGACAAAGACGGCAACGGCAAGCUUCUUUCCUUUACAAUCCCGUCUCUGUCAAAACCAUCAAUAUAUCAUGAGCCUUCUAGCCUGGGGUCCAUGGCUCUGACAGAAGGCGCUCUCUGUCAACACGACCUGAUCCGAGUGGUUUACAGCGGCCUCCACCCACAGAGAGAAACCUUCACUGCUCAGAACAGGUUCGAGGUGUUGUGUUUCCUUAUGCUCUGCUACAACUCAGCCGUGGUCUACAUGCCACUUUCGUCCUAUCAGGCGGUCUGCAGAAUGAGCUCACGAGUGUGUGUGUGUGGCUUCCCUCGACAACAACAGAAGCUGUGGAGGGAACCCUGCAACCGCGUGCUGCUGGAUCCUGAGUUCAUGGUGCAGAUGUUGACUGCUGUUUACCACGCUAUAUACAACGGAGAGUGGGAGAUGGGACGAGAAGCUCUGGAGGAUAUCGUGUACAGGUCUCAGCUGGAGCUUUACUCCCAGCCUCUGCUGCUGGGGAACGCUAUGAAGAACUCGCUGCCAGAAAGCGCUCCCGAUGAGCCGAGAGGGCGCAAGGUGCUUCAGGUGGAGGUGACACCCACCAUCAGUCGUAUCUCCAUCUCAGCAAUCACCACCGCCUCCAUCCGACGCCACCGCUGGAAGAGAGAGGAUUGUUUUGACCACUCAACCGAUGCAGAGUUGAGCCUCACCAUCAGUCCUCCUAGCCUCGCCCAGCUCCACCACCACCUCCACGACCCUCCCUGGGAACCGGCAGCUAAAGAGGAUAGAAGGCGGCAUCACAGCUUCCACAGCAGCAGCGGCAGCAUCAUUCCCCCCAUCACACUUGAGGAUGCUGACGGCAUGAGCGGCGGAGAAGAUUCUUUUAACAUCAACGACCCAGACGAGGGCUUUUCCUCGGGGGCGUCCAACAGCAGCCAGCCCAGCGGCACCAAGGGCGGCAGUGGCGUGGGGCCGAGGGGCGGCAGCCUGAACAGCAGCAGUAGCAGCAUCAAGAAAGCCAUCACGGCCCAUCUGUCUCGUGACAAGGAGAGGGAGAAGGAAAGGGAGCGAGAGAGGGAGGCAGGGAAACAGGCGGAAAUGUCGGUCGAUCAGCAGGUUGCCGGGACGAAACCUCACCAGAAGCAGCAGUUGCCCCCAGUCGGCAUCACCUUGGACGCUAUCCACCUCAGUCCCAUAAAGAAGCACCUGAGCUUCCCCGCGGGACCCCAGCUGGUGCGAACCGGCAGCGCCUCCUCCAGCAAGUCCUUCGACUGCAUGAAACUGAACUCGAACGGGGGCGAGGACGAUCAGGAGGAGACGGCAGGAGGCUCGGAAAGGGUGGGGCUUCUGGCGGGGGGGUCGCACCGCCUCUCCACCACGAGCCUGCAGGAGGAGCACCUGAACAGGCCCGAGGAGGCCCAAGCCCUCCUGAACACUGGAGCUCCUCUGACCAAGCAGUCCCGCUCACCCAGUUUCAACAUGCAGAUCAUAUCACAGGUCUAGUGCAGCACAGGAACACACACACACACACACACACUAAGUUCCAUCUGACUUUUUGUUUGACCUAUUUGUGUGUAUGUGGAGUGGGACCAGAUCUCUGGAGCUUUGUCUCUAUUAAAACGUGACCUUCAGUCAUCACUGGUGAGUUCAGCUGCAUCCUCCACUCCAACCAAACUGAGCAUUCCACACACAAACUCUCCUCACCCGGACAGAGUAACCGGAAAAAUGAGGGGAAAAAACUCCCAAGGAUCGUACAGUCGUCAUAAGUCACUUAUGACAUUUCAGAUCUAUUUUUUUUAGUUCUUGACUGAAUCAGUCAAAAAUGAAUCAGCAAUAACUUGUCACUCACGUGGAGAAAGGUGGGGAUUUCUCUAGUUUCCCAUAGCUUCCCUCUCAUUCCCGGGCUCAUGUGCAAUCACCCUGAUUUUUGUGUUAAUUUCUCCUUGGAAGCUACGUUUUAAAUCGCAAUGCUAAAAGAGUGAUUUACUUUUUAGAUUCCGGGUCAAGAUCUGGUUGAUUAGUAAAAACUGCUCUAGAGAUUGUCUCGCCUCCAGCGUUUAAAUCAUUCCUGUGCAGCUACACAAGUAGACUUUUGUCUUGGGACCUGAUUUUAAAGAGCAAGUCACCCCCAAAUCAACUAUUUUUUCCUGAUAAACUAUAUAAAUGCGUGUCUAAGCGUGCGGCAGACACGUGUAGUCAAUAGUUUUGCACUUUAGUGCAUUUUAGUUCAAAUUAAAAUUUUCUGCCUUAAACUGUCAGUGUUGUGCCGUUGUCAGGUAAAAACUCUUCACUGCAUUUGAAUUUAAAUCUGCCACCGCUAUUGGCUAAAGCCUGAUUUAUGCUUCUCCGUCUGCGUCAGUGCGGAGACACGCAACACCAUUAUCCAUCCUUGCGUAGGGCUCCGGCAGGCACGCAAGUACGUACGGAGUCGAGCCCACUUUUUUAAACAUCCGUCGAACGAGACGGAUUACGCAAGCUUGUGAUUGGUCAGGACGCCGCUGUUGUUUACAGCGCCGCCAUUGCAAAGAGAGCCGAGGAUAACUAGCGGCAGACACAGAGAAGCUUGGAGAAUACCUCGCGAAAAAACUCUAACAAUAUGAACGUUUCAUCCUCCCGUGACUGGAGGAGUGAAAAGAUGCGCAGCAAGCGUUUUAUUUGUGGACGGAAAUGACAGGAAACGUGGGUUUAGAGGUGAGGAGCGCAUGAAGCGGUGGGAGAAUGAGAGACAAAUAUGUCCGUGUUAAAAGUCUCAUAUAUACAAAAAACACAAUAUAAACACACUAUCUUGGACCGAUACAUGACAGGAUACCACAGAACAGCGCUACGCCCUCUGUUGUCCUGCCGGGCAAUUGCUUUGCAACACUCUCCAGGAGAAGGAGAAGUAUGAAAGCAAAACGCUUCCGUCAAUCCGUGCGUGUCCGUCCCUUGCGGAGCUGACGGAGAAGCGUAAACCAAGCUUAAGAAGUAUGCUAUGAUGUAAACUGGUACAUUAUGAUGUCACAAUGUCGUGAGUGUGUGUAUUUGUUAGUGGCUCCACCCUCUCGGUCUGCUAGGCAACAGCAUUUGUUGCAUUUUUCAAACAUGAAGUGGGAGUGAAGUACGCUUCUUGUAGGGGGUGACUUGCUCUUUAAAUCUAAGGCUGAGUCUUGUUGAUCUGCUGCCCUUUAAACUGCAGCUAAAGGCAACGACUGUAUUUUGUGUUUAGUUUCAAACCGUUUAAUGGAUCCUUCCAUGCUGUUGUCUCAGAUGGUUGUUUGCUGCCCCCUGGUGGCUGGCAACAUCAUUUCCUGUUUUUGUUCUGAUCCAUAAGAGGGUUUCUUCUACCUCAUCGUGUGUCUACCUGCCGCUCAGAAAUGCUGAACUGAAGCAUCACUGACCUGAACUCGUCCUCGCGUUUCAACACAGGUCUAGAAUAUUUCCCAAUGAUUAUGUUUCUUUUUUUAAUGUGAUGAUUUUUUAAGUGCAAUUUUACUUUUGAAAUCCUCACAUGCAUGGAGUUCUCUGCUGUGAAACGCCUGCGUCUGCACACGUUGCUUUCUAGCAAACAUGCCGCUCUUGUCUGCAUGUUUGGUGCCCUUUGCGAAGCUGUUUCAGUUGCAUGAAUCAGCCAGCAAGCCAAAACCCGAGUCUUGUCCUUGUCUUAGCCAGAUGUGCCAACACACAUCCUCCCUUUGAGGAUUUCUCUUUUUUCUGUUCUUGAUUUCUGCCCAGGUGUCUUAUUUAAUUAAAAGGCCUAUUUUUAUUCUGUGUUUGUCUGAUUUUGGAGUGGAGGGGACAGAAAAAGGCCCUUAGAUCCAGCUUCAACUUUUCUCAUUUAAGUUUUUAUUUUUCUGAAUCUAGUGAGUGUGGGACUCUUGUAGCGUCACAAUCGUUUUUUAGCUUCACAUGUAAGUGACGUCGUUACUCCCAGACUGUGUACAGUAGAUGUCAGCUGGUUAAUGUACAUAUACUUCACUCAUUCAGUCACCUGGUGCGCUUGAAGCCCUCGCAGCUGCCUUUCCCGACUCAUGUCUGCUCGUGUUGUUCUUUCCGCGUUUCCUCGUCUUUCCCAGCUGGACUUUGGGGCUUUCCGAGUAAGCUGCCGCCCCGUCGCCGUGCUGUGUGACUCUCAGCGAGCCAUGUUCCCAUCUGCUGUAUUUUUGCCAUGAGUCGAGUGGCAACUCUUUUUUGCUGUAUUAUUUAAAAAGCUCGGUGAUGUGUUUCACAACGUCCCGUAACGAGUACCGAGGUCGCCGGCAGUCUCGCCGACUCUGUGUUGACUCUGAGUAACAAAUAUCCCUCCGUGUGUGUUGUUGUUUGCAUGUGAUCAGGAUGGAGAAUGAACGCCAGCCUGGGAUUGUUUGAUGAAGAUCUGAUCAGUCAUUCACAACGACAGAAUAAGCUUCAAUAAGUCCACCUUGUUUUCUUUAUUUGUUGUGAACAUGACUUUUUAAAGACGCGGACAGUCGCCGCGGCUGGUGAGCUCGGUUCAUUUUCCACCCUGCAUGUGAAAAUGUUGUUUUCAUGCGGUUUUAUGCACUUUAAUCCAUCCACCUCUCUGGAGAUAGUUAUUGAAAUGACAUACGUAGAUGUGUGUACACUCAGUGCAGGGUUUUAGUCUCUUGAAAGUAGUACUUCUAUGGGAUGUCACAUCCAACACAAGGCUAUUUUUGUUCAAGUCUAAGAGUACAGCUAUUCUAAUUUUUUUCUUUCAAAACCAAAAAAAUAAAAAAAUAAGUUAUGGAUUCUGGAAGGUCUCAGGAGUUUCUCAAAAAGCCACAAUUAAAGAAAUAAAUAUAUAUGAAGCAGCACCAAAAUUUUAGUUCUCAAUUGAUUCUAUGCAAUGUUUUGCUCCCCUUCUGGUUUACUUUUGCUGUACGGGUUGUCCCAGUCGGGUGGGAGGAGCUACAGAUUAGCUAUUGGAGUCCCCCGGUUCUGUUUAAACGCCCGGCCGUUGUGCUGCAGAGCAAAGAUCAGCUGAUGGGGGGUGAAAUACGUUUUGGUGCAUGGUGAGCCCUCCGGUCCGUUUGCUGCUCUGUGGGUGUAUAAAAAAAUAAAAUGUCUAAUCUAGAUGCUUCAAGGGAAGCUGCUGGAUAACACUGUACUAAUUAUGUAUAAAUGGAGAAAAAGACUUAUUUUAAAUCUUGUAAAUAAAAAAUGUAUAAAGGUUAAAGCAAGAAAAAUGUAAGUCUGAGAUGUAGAGAUGAAUCUGUAUAUUGUUGAAUAAAUAUUGUGGCGUAAAUGA
Molecule: messenger RNA, 12684 nt
Organism: Nothobranchius furzeri (turquoise killifish)
Lineage: Eukaryota; Metazoa; Chordata; Actinopteri; Cyprinodontiformes; Nothobranchiidae
Product: hyccin 2
Biological process (GO): phosphatidylinositol phosphate biosynthetic process; protein localization to plasma membrane
Cellular component (GO): plasma membrane
Source: RefSeq, a predicted model, not a curated record